AUGUUCAAAGCAAUUGUUACUGAAACAUUGGAUGGAAUUAGUUUUAUAUCCCUUGUUACUAAUGAUAAACAAAAGUUUGAAGAUUCUGAUAAAUUCUAUAAUAAUCUUGGAUUUAGAUUAACAAAAAGCUUUUCAAGAGUCACUAAUAGUAGUUCUGCUGCUGUUGCAAGUAAUCCUAAAUUACAAUUGGGUGUUGCUAAAGAAUCCAGUAGAGAAAUUUGGUUGGAAAGUUUCCCAUUACAAGAUGUUGAUGAAAAUGGAAAUGUACGCCCAUGGCAAGAAUUAGAAGUUUAUGAUGGUGAUUCUACUGAAAGAUUGACUGAAUCAACUGUUAUCAAGAUUAGAUUGUCUGCUCAUGAACCAUUAAAUACCGUUCCAAAACAAUUUGUGUUUUUCACAGCAAACUUGACAAAAAUUAAGGAGAUUUUGGAAACUCAAAAUAUCAAAUAUGGACAUGUCAAUGAAUCUACUAUCAUAGCUGAAGAUCCUUUACAUAAUAUCCUUUGUUUUUCUAGUACCAGAAACCCAUUAUCAAAGAAAAGUUUCAACUCCCCUGAAGAUUUUAUUAAAUUUAGAACUCAAGAAAUAUUAGCUGGUAAAGCUAAAGAAAGUCAAAAAUUACAAAUAAUACUUGAAGAUCAAACUGCUAUUAAACCAAAAGCCAGAAAAAAGAAAAUCGCAGUCAUGACAUCUGGUGGUGAUGCUCCAGGAAUGAAUCCUGCAGUUAGAGCUGUUGUUCGUGCUGGUCUUUACUAUGGUUGUGAUGUCUUUGCCGUUUACGAAGGAUAUGAAGGUUUAGUUAAGGGAGGUGAUUUAUUAAAGCCAAUGGUCUGGGAAGAAGUUCGUUCAUUCUUAUCACUUGGUGGUACCUCAAUUGGUACUGCUAGAUGUAAGGAAUUUAGAGAACGUGCUGGUAGGUUGGAUGGUGCCUAUAAUAUGAUUAUUAAUGGUAUUGACGCAUUAGUUGUAUGUGGUGGUGAUGGUUCUUUAACUGGUGCUGAUUUAUUUAGAAGUGAAUGGCCCUCACUUGUAGAGGAAUUGGUAUCUACAGGAAGAUUAACUAAAGCCCAAACAGCUCCUUAUCAACACUUAACCAUUGUUGGUUUAGUGGGAUCCAUUGAUAACGAUAUGUCAUGUACUGAUGUCACCAUUGGUGCAUUCUCGGCAUUAGAGAGAAUCACAGAAAUGGUUGAUUAUAUUGGAGCCACUGCUGCUUCACACUCCCGUGCUUUCGUUGUUGAAGUUAUGGGUAGACAUUGUGGUUGGUUGGCUUUGAUGUCUGGUUUAGCUACUGGUGCUGAUUUCAUCUUUAUUCCUGAGAGACCUCCAAAAGCAGCCACUUGGAAACAAGAAUUGAAAGAUGUUUGUUCAAGACAUAGACGUUAUGGUAGAAGAAAAACUACCGUGAUUGUUGCUGAAGGUGCCAUUGAUGAUGAAUUGAAUCCAAUUACUUCGGACGAAGUUAAGGAUGUAUUGGUUGAAUUAGGUUUAGAUACCAGAAUCACUAUUUUAGGUCACGUUCAAAGAGGUGGUACUGCCGUCGCUUAUGAUAGAAGAUUAGCUACUUUACAAGGUGUUGAAGCUGUUAAAGCAGUUCUUGAAAAUACUCCAAAUACUCCAUCACCAAUGAUUGGUGUUUUAAGGAACAAAAUUGUCAAAUAUCCAUUAGUCGAUGCCGUUAAACAAACAAAGGCAGUUGCUACUGCGAUUGAAAAUAAAGAGUUUGAUAAAGCUAUGGGUUUGAGAGAUACCAGUUUCUACGAUUCAUAUAGACAUUUCCGUGACAUUUCGCUCUUUGAUGACGGAAGUAAGAAAUUACCCGAAGAACAAAGAUUAAAUAUUGCUAUUGUUCAUGUGGGUGCUGCAUCUGCUGGAUUAAACGCUGCCACUCGUGCCGUAGCCCUUUAUAAUAUUUCUCGUGGUCAUAAUUUGUAUGCAGCUCAAGAUGGGUUUACCGGAUUGGCAAAGGGUAAUUUAAGAAAAUUGGAAUGGUUAGAUGUCGAAGGAUGGCAUAAUAAGGGUGGUUCUGAAAUUGGUACUAAUAGAUCAUUACCUUCGCAGAACUUUGGUAAAGUUGCAUUCUAUUUACAAAAGUACAAUAUUCAAGGGUUGAUGAUCAUUGGUGGUUUCGAAGCAUUCACUUCCUUACAUGAAUUAUAUGUCCAAAGAGCACACUAUCCAAUAUUGGAGAUUCCAAUGGUGGUUGUUCCAGCUACAGUUUCAAAUAAUGUUCCCGGUACAGAAUACUCCUUGGGUUCAGAUACUUGUUUGAACCAAUUGGUCAGUUACUGUGAUGCAGUUCAACAAUCCGCUUCUUCCAGUAGAAGAAGAGUGUUUGUGGUUGAAGUUCAAGGUGGUCAUUCCGGUUAUGUUGCCUCUUAUUGUGGGUUGAUUACCGGUGCAUUGGCAACUUAUACUCCGGAAUCAAAGAUUAACUUGAAACAACUUCAAGAAGAUUUAGGUUUAUUAUUCAAAGUGUUUGAAUCUGAUCGUGGUGAAGAUCAUAAUGGUAAGUUAAUUAUCAGAAAUGAACAAGCCAGUUCUGUUUAUUCAACUGAAUUGAUUGCUGAUAUCAUCAAAGAAAAUGCCAAUAAGAGAUUUGAAACCAGAACCGCUAUUCCAGGUCAUGUUCAACAAGGUUAUACUCCUACUGCCAAUGAUAGAGUUAUGGCUGUGAAAUUCGCAUUGAAGGCAGUUGAAUUUAUUGAAUUAUGGAAUGGAUGUGGUCAAAAACAUGAAAGAAGUGAGUCGUUUGAUGAAGUGGAUGAAAAGCAUUCGGCAGUUGUUAUCGGUAUUCAUGGUGAUACUAUUAAAUUUACGUGUGUCAAGCAUUUGUACGAAACUGAAGCCAAUGUAAAGUUGAGAAAGGGUAAGACUAUCCAUUGGGAAGAUAUGAUACAAGUUGCUGAUAUGUUAAGUGGUAAAUCGUUAUUAAAGAAGCAAAGUUCCAUCUAA
Hemisphaericaspora subhashii is the source of this 2955-nucleotide messenger RNA. RefSeq names its product 6-phosphofructokinase subunit alpha (gene PFK1). Bases 1 to 2955 code for a protein of 984 amino acids. The record is from RefSeq and is a predicted model, not a curated record. The transcript has a single exon. NCBI's taxonomy places the organism in Eukaryota, Fungi, Ascomycota, Pichiomycetes, Serinales, Debaryomycetaceae. Gene Ontology annotation, biological process: fructose 6-phosphate metabolic process; canonical glycolysis; fructose 1,6-bisphosphate metabolic process. Gene Ontology annotation, cellular component: mitochondrion; 6-phosphofructokinase complex; cytoplasm. Gene Ontology annotation, molecular function: AMP binding; 6-phosphofructokinase activity; ATP binding.